Messenger RNA from Passer montanus (Eurasian tree sparrow), 4497 nucleotides. RefSeq names its product neurturin (gene NRTN). The transcript has 3 exons. The record is from RefSeq and is a predicted model, not a curated record. Gene Ontology annotation, molecular function: glial cell-derived neurotrophic factor receptor binding; growth factor activity; receptor tyrosine kinase binding. NCBI's taxonomy places the organism in Eukaryota, Metazoa, Chordata, Aves, Passeriformes, Passeridae. Bases 31 to 786 code for a protein of 251 amino acids.
CAGCUCCCCCGCAGCCCCGCGCCGUGGCGGAUGGAGGGGACGGGGCUGCGGGACACGAGCUUCAAUGUUCUGACUUGCUCUAAGAUGAAGGUAUGGAAGCGUGCAGCCAUUGCAUCGAUGCUCCUCAGUUCCGUGUUAUCCAUUUUAGUUUGUAGAGACAUGUUCAGCGGAAGCCGGGAAUUCAGCCCCUUGCCUUCCUCGCCGUCUUCCUCACGGGAUUCCUCCUCCUCCUCCUCUUCUUCCUCCUCCUCCUCCUCCUCCUCCUCCUCCUCGCUGCCGGCGGCUCCGCGGAGAUCCCCACGGGCCCUGCAACGCCACGGCUCUCUGCUGGCCCAGUACAGCGCCUUGCUGGAGAGCUACACGGAGGGCGAGAUCCGCCAGCUGAUCUCGGCGCUGGUGGAGCGCUACCGCCAGGCCAUGAACUCGGGCGGGCACGAGCUGCCGCUGUUCCCGCGCGCCGGCAGCCGCCGCAAACGCGCCCGUGCCCGCCACAAACCCUGCGAGCUGCGCCAGCUGGAGGUCAGCGUCAGCGAGCUGGGCCUGGGCUACGAGUCGGACGAGACCGUCCUGUUCCGCUACUGCAGCGGCACCUGCGAGGCCGCCGUGCGCAGCUACGACCUCUCCCUCAAGAGCAUGAGGAGCCGCAGAAAGAUCCGGAAGGAGAAGGUGCGGGCGCGGCCAUGCUGCAGGCCGCUGGCCUACGACGACGACGUGUCCUUCCUGGACGCCUACAACCGCUACUACACCGUCAACGAGCUGUCGGCCAAGGAGUGCGGCUGCGUGUGACGGGCCCACGCGGGCACAGGGGCCGGCACGGAAGCUGGAGCGGCCGGAGGAGGAGAGACUGAGCCGCUGGCGCGUCCCUCGGUGGCAGGACUAGAGACGUGGCCGCCGCCGCGGCGCAGGCGGUCGGAGCGGUGGCGGCGGCUUGAGGAUGUUGUCCCCUCUGCGGGUGGCCUGGCGGUCCCUGCUGAGGUGACAGUGGGUGUGCAGCGUGCACGGGGCGUGUCCAGCCCUCGGCGUGCACUGCGUGUCACAUGUGUCACGCGUGUCAUGCUACGCUACCUGCAGAGGGGGUGGUGCAGCGCAGGUGUCUCUGGCAUGAGGGACGCACAUGUGCCAGGGGUUCUGUGUCAGGGUGUGGCACAGGGGUGUGGCACAGGGGUGUGGCAUGUGCAGGGGGUGUUGUGAGCAGUGCUGGUGCUGUGUGUGUGGUACUGGACAGGGUGUGCUGCACACCUGGGAUGUGUUUUGGGGUGUGCUGCACACUCUGGGUGUGUUUUGGGGUGUGCUGCACACCUGGGAUGUGUUUUGGGGUGUGUUGCACACUCUGGGUGUGUUUUGGAUGUGCUGCACACUCUGGGUGUGUUUUGGGGUGUGCUGCACACUCCGGGUGUGUUUUGGGGUGUGCUGCACACUCUGGGUGUGUUUUGGGGUGUGUUGCACACUCUGGGUGUGUUUUGGGGUGUGCUGCACACUCUGGGUGUGUUUUGGGGUGUGCUGCACACGCUGGGUGUGUUUUGGAGGUGCUGCACACCUGGGGCAUGUUUUAGGGUGUGUUACAGGUUUGGGGUGCAUCAGGUGCCCUGUGCUGCCCCAGGGUGGGAGCUGAGUCCUUCUCUCUGUAGCUUUGGGGUUUUGUGACCACCCUGAGCUGCUGGGGGAGGUCCAAGCGCCCCAGAUCCCGGUGUCUGGGGACACAGCAAUGACAGCAGUGCUUUGCGUGUGGCUCUGACUCCCUCUGCCUUGUGCCCCCUUUGCCAUCGUCUCAUUCCUGCAGCCCUGGGGCUUUUCUUCUUAAAACUCGGGAUAAUCUGAAGUAACUGGAUUAACCUCCUGUGCCCCUGCCACGGGCAGCUGGGCCAGAGCCCUGCCACCACCAGGGAGGUGACAGAACCUCCCCAGGGCCACCAGCAGAGCCGGCACUCGGCGGCGUGGGCAGGAGCAACCCUGGUUUGGCAUCUCCCAAAAUCGCCCCGGGAGCAUCCCCUGGGCUCUGCUCGGGGCUGGAAUCCUGCGGGAGAGGGGACUCAGCCUGGCUGUGGCUCCGCUCGCAUUUACAGCAGUGUCACUGCUGUUUACUCUGCGGGGAAAUAAAUGAGCCCGCAGACUCUCACAUUCCCCGGGCAGGCUCGAGCUGUUGCCUGCGAUUGAUGGGUUUUCUCCCCUUGGCUCCCUUCCCAGAAAAAGCAAAUCAUAAACAGAAGGAGAAUAUUGGUGUCAUGUCCUGGGCAUUAACCAACGUGAGGGAAAACACUCCGUGUGCCACCCCCCGGCGUCCUGGCUCCUCUCUCCGGACAAACAGCGGGAAAAAUCCCUCGUGCCUUCAUCCCCAGGAGGAGGAGGAGGGCUGCUGUGGUGAUCCCAGCUCAGGGAUGGUGCUGCAGGAUUUUGGGGAAGCAUGGAUGGCAUCCCUUAGGCGGGGAGCAGCAUCUCCAGUGUUGGACCAGCCACAUUCCCGACCUCCGCACAGGCCCAGGCUGGUGGGGAAUUUUUUUCCCUUCCUUUUUAUCCAAACGCAGCUCUUGGCUGAGCAGAGCCAGGGUGUAGAGGAGGAAUAUAAACACCAUCCUUCAGCAGGGCUGGCGGCCCGGGAAGGCAGCCUGGACUCUGUAACACGGAGUUUUCCCUGGAUUUUGGGAAAGGCAGGAGGCGGCCGCGGGUGCGGGGUGUGAAACUGCACCCGGGAAAUGGGAACUGAGAGAGGAUAAACUCCACGCUCCAGGUGCAGCUCCCGAAGCAAGGUGUGAGUUUGCAGCCCUGGUUUUGGCUGGAAAUGGGAAAAGUGGCCCAAAAGAAUCAGCUGGAGGAUGGGAAUGGCAGGUGGGCAGCGGGAGCUGCGCUGGGCUCGCAGUGGACAAGCGGCUCACUCGAGUUUAAGAAAAAAAAAAGCACCCAAAUCUAAUAAUAAUAAUGAUAAUAAUAAUAACAACUGUUCUCUCAAGGGCUUGGGUGCUUUCCAGGUCUCGCUGCUAUAAAACUAAAAUUAGUUUUGUUGCAGUAAGACAAAAGGAAUGGAAGCAGAGCAGGGAAGGCAGGGGAGGUGGUGUGGAAGCUGUGCAGGGCCUGGCGCUGCAGAGGAGGAUCUGGAGCAGGAGCUGCCUCUGCUCAGUGUUUGCACUCUGCUUUGGGAUAUUUUUUGGCAGAAUCCAGGGAUUUAGGGUGCCUUGAUGGCGGGCACCCAGCCCAAGGGACCCUCCUCUCUCCAGGGUGGUGAUGGGAGCAGCAGGAAGACGAGGGGACAAGGGAGCAGCAGUUUGUGCUGGGACAUCUCCCAGCUGCCAAAAUCCCCCAUUCCCAGUGCAGAUCCAGCUUGGAGCCCCCAAAACUGAGAGGAAAACCUGACUCAAUGCAGUGGUGCGUUAAACCCAGCAGGAAUAGCUCCAAUCCAUCAUUUUUUGCUAUUUUUUGGGUUUUUUUGUUUUUAAUUUCCCCCUGCUGGCAGCUCCAGCCCAUGUGGAAGGGAUGUUCCCCAUCUGUCUCAUGCUGCUCCUGCUGGGUUUUUUUUUGGGAACAGCUGAGAUUUGCAGCCACAAACUCCCCGAUGGGGUGAGCUGGGGAAUCGUGGUGUGGCCAAAAGGAUGGAUUUUACUUCCACCCCUUUUUCAGGGCUCCUCCUCCUCGUGGAGCUCCUCCAGCUGUCCCGGUGCCAUCCCGCUGCCAGCCGGCACUGGAAACGUGGUUCCAAUAGAAAGGCUGAGGUUUCCCUAAUGCUUUCCAUUUCUCCAGCCCCUUCUGCUGUAAUAGGAGCUGGAGUUGUCCGGAAGAAUGUCUACAAUGCAAAAAAAAAAAGUGGAAAAUUCCCUCCUCAAAGCCACAGCAGAAUCUCAUCUGGCUCCUUCCUCAGCAUCCCCUGUGCUGGUUAAUAUUAAUAUUAAUAUUAAUAAUAAUAAUAAUAAUAAUAAUAAUAAUAAUAACCAGUGUGCAACAGCUGUUGAAGGGAUUUUGGGGUUGGGUUUUGGUUUGUCUGGGGCUGCAGCUCCUCCCAGGGAGCUCCUCUCUCAAGGAGAGGAGGGUUUGAAGAGCAAAGGUUUGGAAACACGAGGAGAUGUUUAAAUUUAUCCUGGUGGCUGUGACAGCGCAAAAUCCCAGGGCUGUGCUCUCCCAGGCCUGGCACGGUGAGUUCUGGGGUUUCCAGUGCCUUUUCCAUCAGAUCCACACAUCCCACAAAUCUCUCGGGAUCCCGUUCGCUCCCAGGGUCUCGCUCCCAAUUUGGGAUCCACGGGGGGAAAUGGGUCCGACGUCGUUUCCACUCGAUGGGAGCGCUGGCACAGGGGAUGCUCUGGGUUUAAACAGCUCCAGGAUCCUGCUGGGAGGAAGGAUUUUCCCAAUUUAUCAAGAGAAAUGGUAUUUUGGUGGGAUCCAGAGCCCGUGGUAAAUUGGGAACGGGGCUGCCACGUGUUUUCCUUAUGGGCUGAACAAAGCGUGGCCUCGAAGGGGAGGCUCGAGAGAAAGGGGAAGAAAAGGGGAAAAGGAAAUAAAAGGAAAAGGAGGAAA